Penicillium antarcticum is the source of this 2649-nucleotide messenger RNA. Its product is annotated as glycoside hydrolase family 78 protein. The transcript has 2 exons. The record is from RefSeq and is a predicted model, not a curated record. Gene Ontology annotation, biological process: carbohydrate metabolic process. NCBI's taxonomy places the organism in Eukaryota, Fungi, Ascomycota, Eurotiomycetes, Eurotiales, Aspergillaceae. Bases 1 to 2649 code for a protein of 882 amino acids.
AUGUCGUCACCUUCUAUAACAUCGCUUUCUUUUGGACAACACCAGACUGGCUUCGGGAUCGGAGAGUCCCAGCCUCGCCUGUCAUGGCGAUUCACAACAAAUGAACAGACAUGCCAGGACUGGGAACAGACGGCAUAUGACAUUGAAAUCGCCCAACAUUUCUCCUUAGCACCGGAAACACAUCAUGUCAAAAGCCCCAGCUCAGUCCUUGUACCCUGGCCAAGUCAGCCCCUCAAGUCUCGGGACAUCGCCCACGCCCGGGUUCGUGCAUAUGGUGGACCAAACUCAGCUCCCACCGAGUGGUCAAACUGGAAUACUGUUGAAUGCGGCUUGCUACAUCGGGAGGAUUGGACUGCACACGCUAUCACCCGGAAUGUAAAGCAGCCCGAAGGCCCAUUGCGACCUAUCCGCUUUCGAAAGACUUUCACUGUCCCUUUCGCGAAGUUGCAGCAAGCUCGUCUUUAUAUUACCAGUCUGGGGGUGUUCCAGGCAUAUAUCAACGGUGUACCUGUUGGUGAUCAUUGUAUGGCCCCUGGUUGGACUAGCUACCACCAUCGACUCAACUAUGAGGUUUUCGAUGUUGCUUCGCUUUUGCAUGAGAAUGAAUCAGACACGAUUGCUGUCGAGGUUGCUGAAGGCUGGUAUGCCACUCGAUUGGGUUUUCAUGGUGGACGGCGGUUCAUCUAUGGGGAUGAAAUGGCUCUGAUUGCCCAGCUGGAAAUUCAAUCUGAGAACGGUGAUCAAUUUACCAUCGCAUCUGACUCGACUUGGAAAAGUCACAACUCUGCAAUUGUUAGCAGUGAGAUUUACGAUGGCGAGGUUUAUGAUGCGAUUGACGAGCAAGAUGGCUGGCACAGUCAGACCUUCGCAUUGGAAUCGACUUGGGAUACAACUCGAGAGUUGGUCUUCCCGAGUGCCGAGCUCGUGGCUCCGAAUGCCCCUCCUCUGAGAGUUACUGAAGUUGUCAAGCCGAUUCAGAUAAUUACAACACCAUCUGGAAAGAAAAUCGUCGACUUCGGGCAGAAUUUGGUUGGUCGUGUCCGGAUUUCUAAGCUCGCAGUUACCCGUGGUGCAAAUGUCAUUUUGACUCAUGCGGAAGUUCUCGAAUAUGAAGAGCUAGGAACUCGUCCUCUUCGAUUGACCAAAUGCAGCGACAAGAUCAUUUCAGCAGGCGAUGAAAUCGAUUGGGCCCCUCGGUUCUCAUUCCAUGGAUUCCGCUAUGUUCAAAUCGACGGAUGGAAUCCUGAUUCGAACAACAUCGUCGCUGACGUUAUGCAUACGGAUCUAUCUCGGACUGGUUGGUUCAACUGCUCUCAUGCUGUGAUCAACAAGCUUCACCAAAAUGCCACUUGGUCUAUGCGUUGGACUGGGGACAUCCAGGUUUUUGCCCCUUCUGCCAGCUUCCUCUAUAAUACAUCGGGCAUGCUUGGCGAUUGGCUUAAAGAUCUAUCAGCCGAGCAACUUCAAAACCCAAAUGCAAUUCCUCCAUUCGUCAUUCCAAAUGUCAUUCCUGAAGAGGCGUGGCCUUCCUUCCCACAAGCAAUUUGGGAUGAUGUGACAAUUCUACUCCCUUGGGCCUUAUACCAAAACUACGGCGAUAUUGACCUCCUUCGAAGGCAGUACCCUAGCAUGAUCGGCUGGCUAGAUCUAGGAGUCCAGCGCGGACCUGAUCGUCUAUGGGAUGAUACUCUAUUCCAGCUCGGAGAUUGGCUAGAUCCUACCGCGCCACCAGAUCAACCAGGCAACGCGCGAACAGAUGGAACACUCGUCGCUGACGCCUACCUUGUGCAUGUCACGAAGGUGAUAGCUGAGAUAAGUUCAAUGAUUGGCGAAGAGGCCAAGGCAAGUCGCUAUGAAACAGAAUAUCGAAGCCUGAAAUCGCGCUUCCAAACAAAAUACGUUACCCCGGAGGGCUGGUUAGUCGGCGACACACAAACAGCUCUAAGUCUCGCCUUAGUAUUCAAUCUACUCGAUGAUCCAAAACAAGCAUCAGCAGCAGGAACACGUCUAGCCCGCCUAGUCCGGAAAUCGAAAUUCCAGGUUUCAACCGGGUUCGCAGGGACACCGGUGAUCACACACGCAUUAACCAAAGCCGGAUAUCCUCAAUUAGCAUACCGCAUGCUUCAAGAGAAGAGUUGUCCUUCGUGGAUGUAUCCAAUUACCAUGGGUGCUACUACUAUCUGGGAACGGUGGGAUAGCAUGCUUCCUGAUGGAUCGAUUAACCCUGGUGAAAUGACGAGCUUUAACCAUUAUGCUCUUGGUUCAAUUAUUAACUGGCUUCAUAAGACGGUUGCGGGCGUUAGUCCCCUUAAGCCUGGUUGGCGGCAUAUUCUCAUUCAGCCUGUGCCUGGUGGCACUGUUACCUCUGCCGAGGCUAUCUAUGAGACUUCUUAUGGGCGGUUGGAGUGUCGGUGGGAGGUUGAUCAGGAUGGUGAGUUCCAUCUUGAGGUGCUUGUGCCGCCGAACUCGAGGGCAAAGGUUAUUUUACCGAGCCAGACUGGAGAAGAAGAAGAAGAAGAAGAAGAAGAAGAUGCUAAGUGGAUUGGAUCGGGAAACUAUUCUUUCACCAAGCCGUUUGAUAGUCAGGCUGGUUGGCCUCCAAAGGCACUGGUACCCCCAAUGUUUGAACCUGAGGACAGCUUUGUUUAA